Molecule: messenger RNA, 713 nt
Organism: Caenorhabditis sp. 36 PRJEB53466
Lineage: Eukaryota; Metazoa; Nematoda; Chromadorea; Rhabditida; Rhabditidae
Source: the annotation of a GenBank genome assembly
AUGUUGAAGCUGAUGACUGAUGAUUUACGUUGUAGAAUGUCGGUGCGCAAUAAGUGAUUUUACUAAUUGAUAUUUGACCGAUGGCAUAAUUUCUAUUGUCUCAUUCUCUGUCUGUCUCGAGCGUCUGCGAAACUUCGAGACCGAAUGUUCUCUGGCCUUUUCGUCUGUCCGUCUGCGCCUCCUCACCGCCCACAGCUCGGCCCGUUUCUUUUCAAUAUUGCAUCACGGGCGGUUCGCGAGAGGCGGCCGCGUUUUCCUUCUCCUAUGGUCUUUUUCGUUUAGUUUCCCUGGCACUCUUAAAGUUAAAUAUUUUUCAGGGUUCAUCAUGGCCGAUAUUCCUGCUGGAGAUUAUGAGAAGGGAAAGAAGGUGUACAAGCAGAGAUGCUUGCAAUGCCACGUCGUUGACUCGACCGCCACCAAGACCGGGCCAACCCUCCACGGAGUCAUUGGACGUACCUCGGGAACCGUCGCUGGAUUCGACUACUCUGCUGCCAACAAGAGCAAGGUAAACUUAAAAAAAAGACACAAACAUGUCAACGUUUGUCUUUCUUCAGGGAGUCGUCUGGACUCGCGAAACCCUUUUCGAGUACUUGCUCAACCCAAAGAAGUACAUCCCAGGAACCAAGAUGGUGUUCGCUGGACUCAAGAAGGCCGACGAGCGCGCUGACCUGAUCAAGUACAUCGAGGUCGAAAGCACGAAGCCACUCGCCUAA